GGUUCUGCAUUUCUGGAUCUCUCUGUAACUCAUCUACUUCUUCUCCCUUCUUCAGUAUCCCAAAUCUUCUUUCCUAUAGCCUUUUCUUUUUGUGUUUGAUUUGUAUCUGUGUAUUUGUAAAAGAAAAUUUCACAAACAAUGGAGCUUGAGCUUCAAGGUCAACCCGGUUCCAGUGGAUCGGGCUCCAGCGGAUCGCAUGUGGUUAGCAUCCAUGAUGAGGAGCUGCCCACACACACCCGAUUUCUUAGCCCAUCUCCUUCUGUGGACUACAAUGCCUACUACAAGCUAAGGCCACCAGAGGUGCCAAAGGAUGUUAACAAGGACAUCAUGUCUAGCUUACAAAAACAAGUAGAUGACUAUGACAAUCCAAAACAAAAACAAGAAGACGACCAUAACAAGCCAAAGCACAGGACAAAAUUUACUUAUUCAGAGAAGUGGAUCUUUUUCCUCAUUAGCCUUGGGCUAGAGACUAUUUCAGCUUCUUUUGAUCAGCUUUCGUCCCCAAGUAAGCCCCACUAUGCACUAUAUGGUAUGUUGUUGGCUAUUGCGGCCGUACUCAUUUGCAUCUGUGAGCUCAUUCACAAGGGUUACAGAGAAAGAGUUGAAUUCAAGAGGUGGGGAAGGAUAUGGUGGUAUUACCAUCCAUAUCCACCAAACAGGCUUUUUGGUAAUUUUCCUGACAUUUGUGGGCUAGUUCUUGCCAUCGCUCAAAGCAUUUGCUCUGGGGUUCAGUAUGAUUACCUCCAUCGACAUGCUAAUAAUCCUAUCAAACUAUCCAUUUUGCCUUUCAUGUUUCUUUUAUCUUUGGGUAUUUCGAGAUGUUGUAAAGAUUAGAAAAAUAAGGGAAAGAUCAUUGUAUUGAGGUACUUAGUAUUAAUAUAUGUAUUUGGUGUGAUGUUGGCUGACUUGCAUCUGGGAGACAAAGACCCCAGCAAAGGCUAUUUGGUGAUGUUCUUGACAUUUUUGGAUUACUUGGUGCCAUCUCUCGGUGUCUUUGCUCGACAGUUCAGUAUGUUUACUUCAUUCGGCAUCAUCAAAAUCCUCUCAAAGCCUCCCUUUUGCCUGCCGUCUUCCUUAUAUGUUUGGGUGCUUCAGGAUUGAGUUGUAUUCAUUUCAAACGCACGAGAUCGCUGAACAAAAUGACUGAACAUGAGCAUUUUAGCUCGGGUUAUGCCUCAACUUCUUGUUGUAGUUUCAUUGGUUAGGUAUAAGAGUCGAGAGAAAAUGCUAAAAUGUGCCUCUUAUUAAUAUCAGUGUUCUCAAAGAAAUUGCAACAACAUUUGCUUUGACAACUACAGAUGAUAGUAUAUGCACAAGCCAUGAUAAUUAAUGGACCAGGAGUGGUACAUUUUACGAUACCAUCAUUGGACUUUGAAGAGAUGUUACAAGUAUUAUGAGCUUUGUUGCAGCCAAAACUCAUUUCUUCAUGAACAUCUUGUUGAGGGUCUGAACUGCAAACUGGUAGCUGGAGUAAUUUCUGAGACCGUAGGCUUGAAUCUGAGAUUGAGAGUCUAAAUACGAGUUCAGAGAAGCUUGACUUGAGCUUAUGAUCCAAGAGGUGGCUAAACCCCCUUGGUGAUGAGAAAACUAAAUACCAGCUCCUUGGUUAUUUUUUGGUAUAACUCAAUUUUUUUACUUCAGAACCAGAAAUGCGUCAAAGCUACACUAAGAAACAAUUUGUGUUUGGUACGCCGUAUAACAAAAACGGUAAACGAUUUCGUGAAAACGAAAACAAAGUCUCUCUUUAAAGUUGGAAAGGAAAACAUGAGGAACAGUGUACACCUCUCUUCCGCAAUUAUCACUCUCUCUAGCAACCACAACUCCCCCUUUCUGAAUUACUGGAUCUAAGUUCUGAAGAAGCUCUAUCUUCCUUUCCUCUUGGUUGAUUAUUGCUCAAACAAGGUUCAUUUCCCUUGUAUUUCCUUUCUUCUUCAUUUUGGGUUGAAUCUUGGGUGUGUACUGAAAUCUGAGUUUGUUUAUGAUUUUAAAGUUUAUCAAUUGUGUACAGAUUCUGUUAUCGGUUGCCAAAGAGAGAGACAGAGAGAGAGAGAGA
Messenger RNA from Prunus persica (peach), 2053 nucleotides. RefSeq lists its product as uncharacterized. NCBI's taxonomy places the organism in Eukaryota, Viridiplantae, Streptophyta, Magnoliopsida, Rosales, Rosaceae. The transcript has 3 exons. The record is from RefSeq and is a predicted model, not a curated record. Bases 139 to 834 code for a protein of 231 amino acids.